AUGUUUUGGUGGUUUACAAUAUAAGUAAAUAAAAAGUUUCAUUUUUAAAAAUUGUUAUUGACGAUUUUUACAUCACUUAAACAAGAUGAUAUUAACAACUUUAUGUGUUCUACUUGCUGUUAUAAACUACGGCCACGCGCAAAAUCCUAAUUGUGAUUUUACACAAAAUGUGCAAGCAAAUCGCAUGUACUACGUGUACAGCCCGGGCUAUCCCCGCAAUUAUACCCCGGGGGUGCAGUGCCGGUGGAUUGGAAUUUGCCCCGCUGGGUACAACUGCAGGCUAGACUGCCCCGAAGUUAAUCUGCCCCAGAGUAACAUGUGUUCAAUGGAUCGCCUGCUGAUAUCAAGAACUGGAGAUCCUCAGCUGUCAUCUGCAGAGUACUACUGCGGUCGUGGCACACUCAGCGUCACAUCUGUCGCACAGAGAUUGUCAAUCG
This is a messenger RNA of Papilio xuthus (Asian swallowtail), 437 nucleotides long. RefSeq names its product venom serine protease 34-like. The transcript has 4 exons. Lineage: Eukaryota; Metazoa; Arthropoda; Insecta; Lepidoptera; Papilionidae. The record is from RefSeq and is a predicted model, not a curated record. The annotation marks the transcript as partial.